AUGGAUUCCAAUUACGAGCGCAUUGGUGAUGAAAAAAGUUCUCAUCAUCACACAAAACCGAAAAGCAGCGCUGGAUCUGUAGAAGCAACUAAACCUAAUAAGCCUUUAAAUUCUAACGACAUUAAGCGUGGUGAUGAAAGUCAAACUCCUGACCAAACCGCAAAAGACAAAAACAAAGCUGUUUCUGCAGAAGCGUCUGAUUCUAAGAAACCUUUGGAUUCCAACUUCGAACGCGUUCAUCAUAGUCAAAGUCCUGACCAAGACUCUAAAGACAAAAGCAAAGCUGUUUCUGCAGAAACGACCGAUCCUAAGAGUCCUUUAGAUUCCAUCGUCAAGCGUGAUGGUGAUGGUCAAAGUUCUGAUGAAGAACCAAAAGAGGAAGGCAAAACCGAGUCUGCAGAAGCGACAGAUCAUAACGUUUCUAAUGUUAGUGCUGAGUUAGCUUCUAUGAAUUCUUUUGUGUUGUUGGAUAUGCCAAGUGUAGAUCAUGACAGCUCAAUAAGACCUGAAAGGACGUCAGGAAGCAGCGACGAGUCAAGUGAGAGCAUCGAACUUCUUAAUCAUCCAGAAAGAGAUAGAUUUUCUGAUACUUCGUCUUCAAACCCUGUCAUUGAGCAAGGAAGUGACCUCGCCCAGACAUCUGGUGGUGACCUCGAUAACUCCAGUAUCGGGAGCAAUACACUCUACGAGGUAAAUCCCGUAUCAGACUCACAUACAAAAGCAACGGGAAAAAUUGCUGCAGAUACAAUGAAAAAAGCAGAAAUCUCAG
This is a messenger RNA of Actinia tenebrosa (Australian red waratah sea anemone), 769 nucleotides long. RefSeq lists its product as uncharacterized. The record is from RefSeq and is a predicted model, not a curated record. Gene Ontology annotation, biological process: protein ubiquitination; Notch signaling pathway. NCBI's taxonomy places the organism in Eukaryota, Metazoa, Cnidaria, Anthozoa, Actiniaria, Actiniidae. Gene Ontology annotation, molecular function: RNA binding.